AUGGCAACAUGGACACAAGUCCCGGUGCUCACCAGAUCCCAGCAGACCGUGUGGGACAUGAAGCAGCAGCAGCAGCGCAGCGGCCCGUGUCUGGUGGUACAGCACACUGAUGUACAUACAUCCACCAGUCAGGACAACAACACCUACACACAGAGUCAGCUGUCUGUCUCUAUGGUGACAACACCAACCUUGGAGAAAUCAGUGGAAGAUGAAGCGGACACGAGGUUCAACAGGGAGGUCAUUGAUGCUCAUCACCGGUACCGCCAUGUUCACUGCACCAUGUUCAAAGGAAAACUAUGCAAACUAAAACCAAGUGGAAACUUUGUUCGACAACGCACUUGGCUUGUUCUAAAGAUAUUUACAAAGCCAUUGACUUCGUUGCCAGGAAACGCUGCCAGGGAUGACACCAAGUUCCAUCGCUUCCGUCGUCACAGAUGUAGUAGCGAUGGGGUCACGUGGGCUGGGACUUCAUCCACCCGUGUCUCCGACAUACAGCAGCAGCAGCAGUACACGGGUCCGUGCCAAGUGGUGCAGCACAGCGGUGAUGCGUCUGUUGACAAGGAUGACAUCAUGAGCGACCAGACCGAGUACUGGAUGACCAUGGUCAUCUCUGCGGUGCUCAUUCCGGUGUUCACCGUCCUCGGUCUCCCUGGCAACGUGCUCAACGCCGCAGUCUUCUACAGACAGGGCCUGAGGGAGAGAAUCAACGUCUGUCUCUUCUCCCACGCUGUCGUAGAUAUUAUCGUCGUCGUCGUCCUGUUUCUCUCCUACGGCGAGCACGUGUACAGGCAGCUGGUGGCGCCCUCCUUCGUCAUGCUGACCUACCUUCCUGGUCUCACGGGUUCUGUGUGGGCCUCGCAGUUCCUGUCGGCGGUGAUCGCCAGUGAGCGGUGUUUCUGUGUCGUCAGUCCCUUCCACGCCAAGAGGCUGCUCAAGACGUCCACCAUGGCCGCUAUCAUCGUCGUCUGCUGUCUCCUUCUCAUCGGAGGCAUGUGCGCUGUCGCGGGUCCCAAACACACAACAGCCUGUAGGAUUGAUCUCACAACAAACAUCACCGAAGAAAUCGUUUAUGUAACACCAUAUUACCUGAGGAACAAAUUUAUUUUGGACAUCGUCGACGUCUUCGUCUACGCCGCUGCUCUGCCCGGAGUCUUUCUCGUCGUCAUCAUCGUCACAACGUGCAUCACCGCCAUCAAGCUGCGCGCUGCUCUUGUCUGGCGUCGGUCAACGACAUUCAAGCCAACAGCAAAGUCUCCCCAGACGAUGAAAGACGACCUGGAGGGGAAGAUGGCGAGGAAGGAAGUUGGUGUGACUCUCAUGUUGCUGGCCACCUCCAUGUCCUUCAUCGUGUGCAUCACACCCAACUUCGUCUUUCAGGUGGCCACCAUCCUCGUUCCAGACCUGAGCUACUCGGGGCGCUACUACAACCUCACAUCCGCCUUGUGGAAUCUUGUCUCGUUUUUCCGAGUAGUCAACUCCUCUGUAAAUUUCUUUGUGUAUUUUAAAAUGGGUUCAAAGUUCAGGGAAACGGUUAGACUUAUUCUAAAAUGA
Messenger RNA from Pomacea canaliculata, 1551 nucleotides. RefSeq names its product putative G-protein coupled receptor F59B2.13. Bases 1 to 1551 code for a protein of 516 amino acids. Gene Ontology annotation, cellular component: membrane. The transcript has 6 exons. Gene Ontology annotation, molecular function: G protein-coupled receptor activity. Gene Ontology annotation, biological process: G protein-coupled receptor signaling pathway. Lineage: Eukaryota; Metazoa; Mollusca; Gastropoda; Architaenioglossa; Ampullariidae. The record is from RefSeq and is a predicted model, not a curated record.